This is a messenger RNA of Aspergillus uvarum CBS 121591, 285 nucleotides long. RefSeq names its product mitochondrial 54S ribosomal protein uL30m. Lineage: Eukaryota; Fungi; Ascomycota; Eurotiomycetes; Eurotiales; Aspergillaceae. Bases 1 to 285 code for a protein of 94 amino acids. The transcript has a single exon. Gene Ontology annotation, cellular component: mitochondrion; large ribosomal subunit. Gene Ontology annotation, biological process: translation. The record is from RefSeq and is a predicted model, not a curated record. Gene Ontology annotation, molecular function: structural constituent of ribosome.
AUGAGCUACUUCCGCAUCACCCUCGUCCGCUCCGCCAUCGGUCUCCCCCGCCGCACCACCGACGUCCUCAAGGCCCUCGGCCUCAAGAAGCGCAUGGCCACCGUCUUCCACGCCGUCUCGCCCUCCGUCGCCGGUCAGAUCAUGAAGGUCAAGGAGUUGGUCGAGGUCAAGGAGGUGGACAAGCGAUUAACGAAGCAGGAGGUGCGCCUGGAGCGCAAGCCCGACCCGGGCUACUACAUCGAGAAGUACUCCGGACGGGAAUACAAGGAGAACAGAACCGCAUGA